AUGGGAAAGUUAGAAGAAAUUGGUAUGUAUAGCUUUCUAUGGCUUUCUAAGGCUUUAACCCAUGUUUCCUUGACUUAAACUACAGCACUCUUCUCAAGAUCAAUGUAAAAAUGUACCUCAUUUCAUGGAUUGCAAAAUCCAGGUCUAGAACAGUCUUUCAAUUUGCUCUGCCACCCCCCAAACUGACCACAAGGUUUUCAAUAGGUCUGUUUCCAAAUUCCAUUGACAUUUGACUUCUGAAGUCAGGUGUGCACAUGACCUAAUAACUUAAUGAGGAACAUUGACCUGGUGAUCCUAAAAUAGCGUCCACCUUUUAAAUUGCUAAUGUAAGUUUGCUAAUUUGUUGACCCACAAAGAACAGUGACCUAAAUUGUGAUUUUAAUGAGCUCAUUGCAAUGGUGUAUACAGGUUCUGUGGUGAUCAUUAAGUGUGUAGCAACUAAUAAACCUUCCAGAGAGCAAACCAAGUGCUAACCAGUUGUUGUUUUUUUAAGACUAUAUCUAACUUGGGAGACCUUUUCAGCACUUGCUAAGAUUAGGGAAGGCAGACAGGGGGUUCUUUGAGUUUUGUUUUUUAGCUCUUACAGUUGAUAUUGAGCCAUAUGCCUCAAUAAUUAGGGCACUGCAAGUAUAUUGAUUCCUUGAUUGUUUACUAAUAUGUUUUACCAGGGCCAGACCAGGACAUUUUGGCACCUGAGGUGAAUUGCAAAAUAGCCUCUCCCCCUCCCCACCAGGGAGGAAGGGGUGAGUGAAAAUCUGGAUUAGAAACCAGGGAGGAAUAAAGAUCUGUUGUCAGGAUCUGCUUCCUCUGUGGAAAAUGCUGCCUGAGGCAGUCGCCUCACCUUACCUCAAGGGUGGGCUGACCCUUUCACAUCUUUCCUUGGUUUAUUGCAGUGUGGUUUCUGGAAAGAACUUAUUUAUUCUUUGCUAUAAUAGUCUAUAUGUGCAAAGAGAAUAAUGAAUAGUAUUUGGAAGCACCCCACUUAUUGUCUAUCACCCGGGGGACGCGGGUGGCGCUGUGGGUAAAAGCCUCAGCGCCUAGGGCUUGCUGAUCGAAAGGUCGGCGGUUCAAAUCCCCGCGACGGGGUGAGCUCCCGUUGUUCGGUCCCAGCGCCUGCCAACCUAGCAGUUCGAAAGCACUCCCAGGUGCAAGUAGAUAAAUAGGGACCGCUUACUAGCGGGAAGGUAAACGGCGUUUCUGUGUGCGGCUCUGGCUCGCCAGAGCAGCGAUGUCACGCUGGCCACGUGACCUGGAAGUGUCUCCGGACAGCGCUGGCCCCCGGCCUCUUGAGUGAGAUGGGCGCACAACCCUAGAGUCUAUCAAGACUGGCCCGUACGGGCAGGGGUACCUUUACCUUUAUAAUAGUCUAUAUGUGCAAAGAGAAUAAUGAAUAGUAUUUGGAAGCACCCCACUUACUGUCUAUCAUAGCAUCCAUCUAUUUCUUUCUUUCAAUUGCCCCAUGACCAGGACUCAGACAUUGUUAGUAUAUGGAAACAUAAUAAGAGCAAGUGGGGAACCACAGUAAUUAAUGGUGUUGUGGAGGAUGCAGCCUAGAAAGCAUUGGCUAGAAAUGUAGUUGAACUGUGUGUGGCAUAUUGAUUCCUAGGCUGUAGAUUUGGACACAUUUGUGGCACCGAAGCCAUGUGCUUGAAUUGCUUGGGUCUUCAGGCUAUGAAGAGUUGGGACAGAGUAGCUCAGGGCAUUGAUUUUAGGAUGUGAGGCUUGAAGAUGGAAUAGGAAUGCUGUCAAUGUGAAUCCCAAAAAAACUGAGAAGGAAGUUAUAAGAAAAUGGAUCUUAUUUCUUGCAUACCAGAACAAUACGUUUCAAGACACUCUUCACUCCUGCACUGUAUUAACUGAUACAAGUGACCUACUUUCUACGAAUAAAUAUUAAUUGGAGGAGGAGAGAAAAUCGACAUUAGCAAUGUUACAAGUGAGAUCUGCAACAAAAUGUUGCACUGUAACCUCCCUCCUAAAAGCAGUGCUCCUGUUCGUGGUUAAAACCAGCCAUUUCCUCCAAACAGGGCACUUCAUUCUCCCCAGCCCUGUUCUAAUUUAAAUAAGAGCCUGGGGAAUCUUUGAUGAAUAACAUUAAGGGUAGAGCAAUUCAAAGGGGUUGGGGCGGGGUAAUCCAAGGUGGAGGAACCACCAAAUCCAAAAUUGUGUUAAUCUGUCUAUUUUCAAACCCUUCCCAUUAGUCAAGAUGGGAAGUAAAAUCAGCAUGUGAGCUCCCUAUUCUGAGUGAGUGUGUACCCAAAACCUCCUCCACAAAAUUCAUUUUACAGUUCUUUUUUUCAUUAUAAACAGCCUUUUAGCCAUUAUUGGAGCAGAGAUCUGUGGAGAAGAAGAAGGUGCAAGAUGUCUUGCCCCAUGAUAUACUCACAUGAUAUUGCACACUUUUAUGCACCCAUUUAUGCACACUUUUAUGCAACCAUUAUUUAAUGUUUCUUCUUGCAUUUGCCUUCUGACUCUCAUCCAUGUUGUUUUCUUGACAGUUUUCCACCUGUCCCAUAAAGUCACCAGCGUGGUUCCAGAAAGUGUCUUGCUCAUUGCGCUGGGCAUUAUCCUGGGAGGCAUUGUGUUUGCAGCAGAUCGUAUUGCCUCCUUCACCCUUACUCCAGACGUCUUUUUCUUCUACCUGCUGCCACCCAUCGUCUUAGAUGCAGGAUACUUCAUGCCAAACCGACUCUUCUUUGGCAACUUGGGCACCAUCCUCCUAUAUGCUGUCAUCGGGACCAUCUGGAAUACUGUCACCACAGGCCUUUCGCUCUAUGGGGUCUUUCUCACAGGAAUAAUGGGUAAGGCGUGGGUAAUCAUUAUUUCAUUAUUAGCUAUUGGCUCAUGUUUUCUUGGGUUGUCCUGGGAUGAGUAACUGUGGAGCUUUUGUCACAUCAACCGCUCCAAGUCAUGAACUUGGUAAGAACCUGCUUUGCGCUGAUACCACAGCUGAUAAUUUAUUACAUAUAUUUAUUGUUAUAUUUUUAUCCUGCCCUUCUUCCAAAGAGAUCAGAGCAGUCUCUGUGGUUAUUCCCUUCCAGCUACAUUCUCACUACAGACCCUGUGCAUUCGGUUAAGUUAGGAUGAUAUGCAUGGUGAACUAGCAGCUUCUGAGAAAACUAUGAUCUUUGCAUUUAAAGAAGAUUGCCCAUCUCAGGUUUCUCAUCAAGAUCCGGUUGCGUAAGUUUCGAAGCCAGAUUAGGCCUGUGUUUAGUUUACCCUUUCCUCUGAAGUUCCAGUAAAGAUAGGCUGCCAUCUUGGUAGCAUUUAGGAUUGGCAAGCCUCUUGAUGUUUGUGUUAGGGCUCAGUUUACAAUAGGUGUAGUUUUGAAAUCAACUAUAAAGGAUUGCUUUUGCUUUCUUUUGUGUGCAGUCGGGACAGUCGCUUUUUAUUCUGAAAUGGAAACCGUGCCCUUUAGUGCCAUUGUUGACUAGGUGAAUGGGCACAUGCCACUAUUGUUCUUCCAAUCUAGCCUUAGGGAAUAGUUCUCUCUCAAAACCUCAGGAUUAUCAUCAAGAAAAAAAACUCUUGUCAGUCUGAAGCAAACCUCAACCACAUGCCCCCUUUGACAUUUAAACACAUUCAAGUGGGGGUGGGGUAGGGAAGAGAACCUUCUUUGCUAGCAGGUUGACUAUUACUUGGUUUUCAGUGGUGCAGUUCAGCCACUAUCACUGCAGACUGCAAACCAUUGGCAAAAUGGAAAUGUGUUUAGUCUGCAAAAUUAACAUGUUCUCUGUUUAAUUUUGAAAAGCUGGGUUUCACUGCUUGAAUGAUUCUGUGGCAAAUGCAGCAUGUGUUAGAGGUGGUCCUAAUUGUAUCUUUCCCAGCUCUAGUUAUUUUGACCUUGAAACUUCAUUAUCUAUGUGCUAAAAAGAAGAUAAUUGGCAUACCUGAUACUAGACACUUGGAGGAGCUGGGGGUAUAUAUCUGUUCAACGUGCUCACGAAUUAGGAGUGUCAUGAAUUAGACCCUUAAGACAGUGGCAGGUUUAUCCAGUAACUUACAUCCACACAAGUCUUAAUAUGGGAAUAGGGUCUAAAAUAAACAAGCCUAACAUUUCAAUGGGAAAUAGUUCUAACCAUGAUGAAACUAGUAAAUCCAGGCACAUGUACACGCCCGCCCCCCCACAAUGCACUCAAGAAGGACCAAGCACAUAAGAAAGGCAAUAUUAAAUGCAACUCAAUUCCCCACCCCAGAAAAGAGUGGCUAACAUUCUUAUGAGGUUUGCUUUGUUGUUCUAGGUGACCUUCAAACUGGUUGGUUGGAUUUCCUCUUGUUUGGUAGUCUAAUAGCUGCAGUGGAUCCUGUUGCCGUGUUGGCUGUAUUUGAAGAAGUCCAUGUCAAUGAAGUCCUCUUCAUCAUUGUCUUUGGAGAGUCAUUGCUUAAUGAUGCCGUAACUGUGGUAAGAUCUUUUUCUGAAGUCCAAAGUAAAAGUAAAUUCCUCAGAUUUAAUUCUGAACUAAUGGUCAAUGGACUGCGGAUAAAUCAGGAAUUCAUUGAAUGACUCAGGACACAGAUAAAUCGGUAUGAAGUAGCAGUCAGUAAAUUUACCUAGGUAAAUAUCACUGCUACAUAGAGAAAAAAAGGUUAGCUGUUUUCAUAAGCACACACUCAAAUUCUUUGCAAAUAGGCUUUCUUCCAUCACAAUUUAAUCACAAAUGUAAAAUAGAAGCCUAUAGAUGUUGCAUUUGGUAGUGUACUGUUAAAGAAAUGGUGAAAUAAGAUACAAAAAAGAAAGAAACAAGAAAUAGUACAUAUGUAGAAAGCAAAAUAGAAAACAAAGAAAGAUAUUGUGUACAUUACAAAAAAUCAGGAAAUUGUUAUUGGUUGACAAUAAAAUGCUUUCUUUGAUUCCUUUAUGAAAUGAUCAAUUUAUCUUCCUCUUAGGUGCUAUACAAUGUGUUUGAAUCAUUUGUUAAAAUAGGAACUGACAAUGUGGUUGCUACCGACUGGGUCUAUGGUGUGGGUAAGUCAUCUUUUAAAACUUAUUACAUCAUUAGUAAGUAUCUUGUGAAAUUUUAAUAAUGAUGUCCUGUUGCCUCAAACACUCUUCACUUUUCCUCUCAUUUGCUAUUCUUGAACCUCAGUGGCACACUUAAAGGAGAGCAAAGUUGCAGCUAUGGGUUAGUUAAGAAGUAUAAAGAUUUUCCCCACCCCAAAGCAGAACCCAUAUCACUGUGUUUGCUUAAUUUGUUUGGUAUUGGUAUAUAAAAAAGCUUGCUUAGUUUCAAGUGACCUGUGAUCUUUUGCAUGCAAAUGUAUAGGUCCCGCUUCUCUGCCACAAAGCAGUAUUGGGAGAGAAAUGUUGGAAGCUGGGGGGGGGUGUGAAUAGAGGGGUGAUUAACCUUUCCCGGCCAUUCUCAUUCCUCUGUGAUUCCCAUCCACCUGGGGUCUUGGCCCUAAAUUAUGUCGGCUUUAUACCCCGUGAUGGAUGAGAAGCAUCUGAGCAGGGAGAGUGGCAGAUGCAAUGGAAGGUUUUAGCACCCCCCCAGCCCCCACUAGGUGCUGACGUGCAGCAGACAGGGGAUCGCUGGGCAUCUGCAUACAGAACCGAGUGGUAAUGCAUGUAAUUCCAGUGUUAGACAACUGAACAUGUUUCCAUCCUGCCUUUAAUAUUAAAAUCAAAUCAAACAACAGUUAGCUUUUGUGCAUAAUGCAUUACAAUUAAUAAGAGUUCUGUAGAAAAGUACCCUGCAUUUCCCCUACAAUUUAAAUUAAAUUUUAAUUUUUUAUUGUAUUUAUAUAACACCUUUCUUCUAAGGAGCUCAAGGUGGCAUACAUUCACGUGUUCCUGUGUUAGCAGGUACUCUUGAAUGGUACACCUUGUGCAGUUUAUUGGAAUGUUAACAGCCCUAUUAUGUUUAUGUCCUUUUAAGGGCUGUCAUAAAAAAAGAUAAGUGAGAAGUUUGCUUGCCAUUGCCAAUGGGUAAAAGGCAACGAUGCAGAAGGGAUGGUUCAUACAGAGGCCAGCUUUGCAUGAGCAGGGUUUUGAGCUGGGUUAUUCUAUCUAUGGUUCUCUGUCUCUCAGUCUCUCUUUCUCCAUGCCUUUCUUCCCUUUUAAAAUCCAGCUUCCAUUUUUUUCUCCCUCCUCCUCUUAAAAAAAAAGUAAAGAAAAAGGAACUACCAUCUUGUCUAUAUAUUAUUUGUGUGCGUGUGUGCUUCUACUGAUUUCCAGUUUGUUUCCAGGUACAAUUCAAAGUGUAGUUUUUGACACCCCGCCCCCAAGCCUAAAGAUCUGGGGCAAAGGUAUCUGAAAGGCUGAAUUUACGCAUAUGAGUUUGCCUUUCUUUAAGACAUGACUGAAGACUCUGCUCAAGCAAUCUCGCCACCCCAACAUAAUUGGAGGCUGUGAGGUUCCUUUCUCUGUGUGUGGCACCACACCUUUGAAGUUGCCUCCUGAGAGGGGAGAUUUUUUAUUAAUAUUAAGAUACCAGAUGAAAAACAUCUUUAGUUUCACAAGCUUUAAGUUAAGCUUUAUAUAUAUUUCACAUCAAGGCUUUAGGUUUUUAAGUCAGGUAGCAUGGAUGAUGGGAAUUUUAGUCCAGAAACAGUUGGAGACCCACGUUUUGGAAACCCUACUUUUUAGGGUCUUGUAUGGCUGUUCUUAGUAUCCGCUGCAGAAUAACUAAUGCACUACUUGUUGUUUAACAUUUAUGUUCUGUUUUAAAGGCUGUUGUAAGAUACUAGAAAUUUUUAGUGGGGGUGGGGAACAGGAAACAAACUUUUAAAGCAAACUAAUAAGCAAAACUAUACCAUUCUUCCUUUGGAUAGCUUAGAGUAGUAUACAGAGGGUUCUUGGUCGCCUCCCUUUAAGGUGGAAUACAGGAUUUGCUCAAGCAAGGAAGCCUUUGCCAACCUGGAGGUCUCCAGGUGUCCUGGAUUACAACUCCCAUGAGCCUCAGGCAACAUGGCUGUGUGGCCAUUCAUGGAUGCCACUCUGAGCUCCAUGGAGCAAGGCCGUGAUGUGACCUGCCCUCAGCAGAAACUCACAAAGCAACAAGCACCUCAGUCAGCUCCACGUGCACAACUGGCUCAAACCAAAAAUUAGUGGUUGACUGAGGUCUUCUUACACCAGGCUUCCUCAACCUUGGCCCUCCAGAUGUUUUGAGACUACAAUUCCCAGCAUCCCUGACCACUGGUCCUGCUAGCUAGGGACCAUGGGAGUUGUAGGCAAGAACAUCUGGAGGGCUGAGGUUGAGGAAGCCAAUCUUACACCUUAUCCCUCCCUAAGAUCCACCUUUCCUGGAUGUGGAGUGUGGCUUCUUAACGGGCCAAGCACCUAUUUCGCUUCUAUCUGUGAUGUCUUCCCUGGAAUGCUCUCUGCACCGUUGGUCAGGCACUGUAGAGCAGGAGGUGCUUAAUACUUCAGGUAAACCAGGCUAUGGGGAAGGCACCUGAGAGCAUUCGGUCUUCAGAUCUGCAAAGGUACAGCGGUUAGGCUCAGGUUCAAUUCUUCAGCCCUGGUUUCCAUGGCUCCCAAUCCUUGUCUCUCUGAGUCUUGGCUAUUGCUUGAUGCUGGGGCCACAGGAAUGUAUGUAAUGGGGAAAGUGUCUCACCAGCAGAACACCUUUUCGGGUGUUCAGGCCCCUCAAUGCAGGUGAAUUAUUAUGAUACCUAGGGAUCUGUGUAACAGAUCUUAGCUCCAUCUCCCCAACUUUCCCAGCCACCAGAAGCAAAGACUAAAAAGUCAAUAAACCAAAGUGUGUAUUGUUUUUAAAAAUUCAAAGCGUUUUAUAAAAAUUCCAUGUGAUUUUUGUCUGGUUUUGUUCUUGCAGUGUCUUUCUUUGUGGUGAGCAUUGGAGGUACUUUAGUCGGUGUUGUCUUUGCAUUCCUGCUCUCGCUUAUCACUCGUUUCACAAAGCACGUCAGAAUAAUUGAGCCCGGAUUUGUGUUUGUUGUCUCCUACUUGUCUUACUUGACAGCUGAGAUGCUGUCACUUUCUGCCAUCCUUGCGUAAGUUUCAGUUAAUUAACUGGUGUUUCUUUCUAUUACUGCUGGAGAAAGGGGUCGUUUUAAAGCGAUUGUAAUGCCCAGCUGAGUUCGAAAACAAUUCUAUCUGUAUUAAAAAGACAAAACCAAAGAAACUCGUGGAAACUUGGGGAGAAUGUCCCAAAACUAUUAGGCUUGGAAGUCAUUUGAAGACCCUUGGGGAAUUCUAUGGUUUGUUGUGCUGCAGAUUACAAUAAUCAAAAUGAUUAAAAAUAGCUAAACUACCAGCUAAACCUUCAUAUAACAGUGGCACUAGCAUAAUGGGGAUCGUACUGUUCCUUUAAGAUACACGUAGGGAGAGUCGGGGCCCUUGCAAUGUGGACUGUGUCAGGGCUGCACUAUGAGCAGCACUCUUGGGUGAGCCAGGAAGCAGAAGCCAUGGGACAAGGCAGGAGUCAGGCUCUUAGGGCCAACCAGGAGGCCAAGUUGAGGAGCAAGCUGGAAGUUUGGACCGAAGGACAUACCAGGAGGCAGGGGUCACCUAUCAUCUUCCAUGGUUCAGUUCCCUCUUUUUUGGGGAGGGGGGACGUUUAUUAGAAUUUUAAAAGAGAGAUAAAAUAUUUUUCUCAAAUAUUGUUUUUAUCCAAACUGAAACAUUAAUUUUGAUAAAAACACAGAUCCAGAGGAAAAGGAGAGAGAGAGAGAAAUAAAGGAUUAAAAGAGAAAAAAUGAAGUUCAGAAACUAAUGAACUUCUUAUUCUUCAUAUGUCAGCUAUGUAUAAACAUUAUUCAACUCAUCCACUCCAAUGUAACACCCAGCAAGACUCCUUUCUAUAAACCAACAUUAUCUUCAGUUCAGAGGUUAACUGCAAAGAGCAGCCAAACACAGAUCCAAUAACGCCUGACAGUUGUGGCAGUUAAACUUUUUUAUUUCCAUUGCCUGCCAAAGGAUUUGGCUCAGGUAGGUCAGUAUUUCAGAGGGAAACAAAACAUUUAGGUGGAGGUCUGCUUUUAGAUUUCAGAAUAGAACAGUUUAGUAGAUAUGACAAUGCAGAACAAGUUGCUGCAAAGAUAAGUGAUUAAGAUGUGUGCUGAAUUUCUUUCAGUAUAACUUUCUGUGGUAUCUGCUGUCAGAAAUAUGUCAAGGCAAAUAUUUCAGAGCAGUCUUCUACCACUGUGAAAUACACCAUGAAGAUGUUGGCGAGUGGCGCAGAGACUAUUAUUUUCAUGUUCCUGGGAAUUUCAGCUGUUGAUCCUAACAUCUGGACUUGGAACACAGCCUUCAUACUCUUGACGCUGGUCUUCAUCUCUGUCUACAGAGUAAUUGGUAAGGAAACACAUUUUCCUACUAAGAGUGGUAAUUUCAGCUUUUGGUCUCCUUCAUGUUAUAUCACCGGCUGGGUGGAAAAAUAAAUUAGAACAUUUUGCAGGUUUUUAUCAGGGACCUUGUUUUCAUUGCUGCUUAAAUUCUGCAACAAACUCUCUACAGAUAUGACAGUUCCAGAUUUUUAUGGGACUGUGCAAUAGAACUGUAUUGUUCUCCUCCUACAGUGAGUAUCCUCCUAGCAAGAGCAGGCUGCUUGCAUCUCUCCCACAUUCUCCUCUUCCUGUUGGCAUUUUGAUCACUAAGAGAGCUGCCAGGAAGGUGGAAUCUGUACUAUGUCUGCUCUAGGACUUGGCUUGGUGUGCCUUUUAAACAUCUCUGAGCUCCAGGAAACUGUCCAGCCUUGUUGCUGGUGGCAUUGGUUGGCGCUGGCCAUCUCCUCAGCUUAGAAGUGGUCCAUCCCAUUUUCCAGAUGCUUCAGAAGUACCCCUUCAUCUCUUCCCUUGUGGAAGCACUUAAAGCAAGAUGGUCCAUCAAGGCUUUUUUGGACAGCUGUAGGCAACAAUUGACCCCCUGUCUUCCCAAAGCCAGGUAAGGAGGCGCUGACAAGGUCCUAGGGUCCUGCAGCCUCUUUCCCAAAGCCUAGUUAGUGCUUUCUCAGCUUUGGGAAGAAAGGAGGGGUUCUAGGACCCUGCCAGAGCCUUCACGCCUUCUUCCCAAUGCCUGGUGCUUUGCUUAACCGGCUUUGAGAAGGCAGCACAAGUGCUGGGGUGUGCAUGUGUACCAGAUUUUGACCAUGUUCCCUGCCCGCCCCUGCCUCCCCCCCCCCCCGCAUGACAAGGCAAUGUGCAGCCCCUGGGUUCCAUGCCAAAGUACCCUUGCAGCCCACGUGGUAUGAAAAGUUGGACCGCCCUGACUUAGAGGAUCAGACUGAUAGUGAAGAAACACUGCCUUCAGUUGGGCUGAUGUGAGUAACCCCUGAUAGCUUAUCAGAAGCAGAUUUAAGAUCAUCUUCAUCUGCAGACCCACUAUACGACUUUAAUAUAUUAAAGUUGACUAAAUAGAUGAGAUCUGAUAUCUGAAAUUUCCAAUCAUCUUUUUACUAGUGUGCUGAUUAAUUUUCAGCAAAAAUCAGAACUGCAGUUAGCACCUGAAAGUUUACCUAUGGAAAACAUAAAACCCAUACAAUUGCGAACCCUUUUCUCCACUCCACACUAAAUGUGUGGAAAGCAACAUUUAAAAAACUGGCUCCCCCACUACUCCCCUUAUCCCUCUUUGCUUUCACCCAUCUUUUAAAGAAGCAGGGCAAUACUUAGAUUGGAAUGGUUGGGAACAGGUGGGCCUUUAUAGAUUAAAAUAUUUUUAUGCAGACAGUAUCCCCCUACAAAAAUAACAAUUCCUAGCUGCCAUACCAAACCUUAAAUAGUCAUGGUACCACUUCAACCGGCUGUGAAGAUUGCUGUUAAACCCAGACAUUUCCACUCAAGCAAACAGGAAACUAACAGCAAUAGAGCACAUCUUUGUUAAUUUCUCUCCACUCUCUAAGGGCAUAGCUUUCUCAAUUUAUAAAGCUCUAAUAACACUAGAAUAUGGCAAUCUAUUGUUCACAAAAAUGCCGUGGGAAAUGGACCUAGAUGUGCAAAUACCAACGGUCUAGUUUCUGCAAAAAUAUGGGAAGCCUCAUUAAAACUUCUGCAUAGGUAGCAUUAUACACUGGUGAGACUGUCCCGAAUGUGUAAGGAAGUCAAUCCCAAUUGUUGGAGGGGAUGCAUAGUCAAGGGUACAUAUUUCCAUAUGUGGUGGUGUUGUGACAUUAUCAAACCCUUCAAAGAAAUAAGCUGAGUAUACAACAAAACAACGGAAGUGUCCCCUGCACUAGCACUGCUUGGGCUUAGGAUCCUGCCUGCUCAUGAUUAUUCCAAAGAUGACCUCUUAGCCUUUCUAUUGACUGCUGCCCAUAUGGAGACAGCCAGAUGUUGGAAAACUGGUGUUGGUCUAACAAGAGUACAGUCAAUAGCACUGGCUGAGAAACUAACAUGCCAAGUGAGAGCAGCAAAGGACAAACACAAGCCAUAUUCCUUUUAUAACAUAUGGGAAAUGUUUAUUGAAUACAUAAAUUGUUCAGACUGUGGCAUGAAUCCACUCAGCACUCAUGGGAAAAUGUGACGUGAUCUCUGAGUAAUCCAAUGAAACUUCAAUACAUGGCAUGACAGAAGUCUGUAAUUCUGUCAGGACAAGUUGUUUAUUGUUGUAACAAUUGUUUUCUCAAAAUUUAUCUUCUUUACCAGGGAAAUAAAUAAAACCACUAUUAAAAAAACCAAGCCCUAUGGAAAGCAGUUAAAACCUUUUCAAGCAAUUGUUUUGUUUCAAACAAAUCCAGCAAGAGAGUUCCGUGUGUGCAACUGCUGUGGAUGCUCAUUGCAGUGCUCACCAUUGAACAUAAUGGGUUGUCCAGUACAGAUGAGGCUGCGCAUGUAACAAAACACGAGGAAAGCUGGAUCACGGCAGUGUCUGUUGCAUUCAUUAUUUGCCAGAUUGUUCCUGCCAUAGGCAAAAUUGCCAUUUCUAGGAAGGAAAUGUAUUUUGGCAGCAGCUUUGUGUUGUGAUGCUUCAGUGGUCAUGCCAUUCUUAAUUCCAAAGUGAAUAUUGUUAUGCGGGCUUUUGCUACUCUGAAACAUUUGCUUUAACAGGUGUAAUUCUGCAGACUUGGGUUCUAAACCACUACCGAAUGGUCCAGCUGGGAAUAAUAGAUCAAGUGGUCAUGUCAUACGGUGGACUCCGUGGUGCUGUUGCCUUUGCUUUGGUAGUAACCCUGAACAGUAAAGAUGUCGCAGAAAGAAACCUGUUUGUCAGCACAACAAUCAUUGUUGUGUUUUUUACUGUCAUAUUCCAGGUAAUUUUAAUUGUUCAGCCUUUCUGUUGCUUUUACGGGUAAAGUGCCGGGUUAGGCGUUCUUCUUGAACCUAGUAUGGGAGGGAUGUUUUGGCUCACGCAUCCUUGUCGUGUCCUCUUCCCUUCCGGUAAAAAGCAGUGUCUGACCAUCUGAAUGCAACGUUCAGUGGUAAGCUGUUUGUCGUGGAAUGAAAUGAAAUCUAGGCAUGCAGACGGUGCAUGCAGCGGCUUAGCAGGUGGAGGUGGGGAGAGACUGCUAGGAAGUAAAGUCUGUGAGGGCCCAAUGAAGUAUCAAAAGCAGAUCUCAAAUGCUGGCUUUAUAUUAUGUCAGUGAGCAGGGAGUAUAAAAAACUGUGUGCUCUGUACUAAAAACCUAAAACCUCUGUGUCAGACCCCCAUGUAUUAGUUGAUCUUGAGUUAAUAUUUCAUGAGACAGACUACAGAAAUGUUAUUUGCUAUUUGUAAAUCCUUAUCACUUUCUUUAAAUGAGGGGAAUUUAGAGGCAGGGAUACCAUUUCUGCAUACAAGGCACACACAAUAUAAGUUUAUGAAAUUUGUUAUUUAGUUUGCAUAUGCAUUGAUCAUUAAAGUGUUUGUAUUUUAGACCAGUGUGGCCUUCAUUUAAAGACAUGCGUUCCAAUAGAUGCAGGACAAGACUGUGACAGGACAUGGACUAGUGAUUAACAGGCAGCUACAAGUAGUUUAGAAGCUGGUGGAGUGUGGUGGGAGACAUUGCCCAAAGUUCUCUAAGGGUUACAGGUUACAGGGUUGUUGUUUUAUUUCACCUGAACAGCAUAACUCAGUGGUUGUAUCUGAUGCUCCUUUACUCAUGACUGAGAUGUGGAAAUUGCAUGAGGGAUGUGGUGACAUAUGCCAUGCCAGUCGGGAAGGAACCCACUCAGGUCUCCCAUUCCAAACAUUUUCAGAGUGGCAUAGAACAUGUCCAUUUAGAAGGACCAGCCACCCAAGCCCAAGCAGCUUAUUUCAGAAUAAAGGACCUAACAGGUGAGCAGAGAUGCUUGCGCAUUAUGUGACUGCACAAGCGCACCCUCUUGACUUGUUACAACUCACUGUGUCAGAUCCACCCACUCUCAGAUCUCAGUCUGCUCAUCCGUGGUAUGUGGUGAAAACAUUUGGUGAUAUUUCUUUCAUCUUUGAGAUUUUUAGUGUCUAUAAUACAUGCACAGUCUUCUACUGUAUUGUUGCUUUUAAUUGAGGUGAGAGUAAUUUGUCAGUUUUCCCUCCGCAGGGUUUGACAAUCAAGCCUUUGGUGCAGUGGUUGAAAGUGAAAAAAAGUGAGCAGCGAGAGCCCAAGCUGAACGAGAAGCUCCAUGGCAGGGUAAGCAGGUCUCAUACUCAGAACAAAUAGAGGUCAGUGAGGUCAAAAGACCCUGCCACUUCCUAAUAAUACCUCAGUAAUAAUACCACCCUGGUAAAUUCUAGCCCUUGCUUGUUUGGGUAGCAAGCAGUGAGAAGGCCUGUGCUCCCAGUUCUCUCUCACUGUAGCUGUGAUCAGUAGGAGUUGGUGGCAUCUGCGCACUGGCGUUGGGAUAGCCUGCAGGGGGCUGGACAGCCAACUCUUCUGUUGUUGUUGUUGACGUCUAUCUUGAGAGACAAUGAAGUGCGCCUCCGGGGUGAAGUCAGUCCGCUAGAGAUCACAGCGCCUGCUGUGGCUGUAGAGACCGGGAGCUCAUAACUGUUGCCUCCCAUGUUGUUUCUGCUGUGUUAGUAGCACCAAAGUGAUCUCCCCAGGGCACAAGCCUGGGCAGUGUGUAUGGAGGUCUUGGGCUGCCCAGACAACAAGACCCUUCCCCUCGGCCUCACUGAUGUGGUCCAAAGGAAAGCAGAGCAAUACGUUUGGCACCAGCUUGGCUGCAGAAGCCACCAGAAGGAGGCACCUUUCUACCGCCUUAGGGACUCCACUCUGGAUUUGUGUCAGGUGUAUUCCUUAGCUUUUCCUUCUCCCGAAGAUGUCCCACAAAGCAGUGGGUAAACUCUUCCAACGCUACAAUUCUGUGAUUCAAGGUAUCUUCAUAUACAGAUGAAACCCAUUUUAGCUACACAAGUGGGACUUGUAAUAAUAUGUUGCAGUGCAGCGUGUUCCUGUUCAGACUUUCAGGCAGCCAUGGAUACUCCCUUCUGCCCGCCUCCUGCAAACAAUCACUCAGCAUUCGUUUGUUUCAUCCACAUCUGUUUUUGGACUUCUGUAAACCAUACUAAUUGUGCACCGAUUGUGCCAUUUUGAUUACAUAAGGAUAGGCCAGGAGGCAUAGGCAAACUCAGCCCUCCAGAUGUUUUGGGACUACAACUCCCAUCAUCCCUAGCUAACAGGACCAGUGGUCAGGGAUGAUGGGAGUUGUAGUCCCAAAAACAUCAGAAGGCUGAGUUUGCCUAUGCCUGGGAUAGAUACCCAGAAAAUGAGAUCACUGUUAGUAUAGAAGUGAGAGGGCCUUUUCAAUUGUGGCUCCUCAUCUGUGGAAUGUCUGCCAGAUGCCAUCAUUGGCAUCUUUUUGGCACCAGGUAAGGAUUUACCUUCCCCUCAGCCCACAGGCUUUUGAUAGACUAAACUUACGAUGUUUGUGUUUUCUGUGCUGCCAAAGCUUCCUGUGGUUGUUAUGGUGGUGGGAUGUGUGUGUUUGUGUGUACGUACGUGUACAUACAUGUAUCUACCUAUAUACAUAAAAAUGUAAAGCUGUCAUUGCACAGGCCCCCAUUGGAGAGUUUGUAGUACCUCAUCACAUUCCUGGCUUUGCAUAAAGGGGGAAGGGAGCAAAAGCGAGGGCAAGUUUUUAAAUGGUGCAUUUAAACAACAGAAGAAGUUUGAAAUAAGGAAACAGAGGAAAAACUUGUGAUUUUAAACAGUGGCAGAGGUGUGAAUUGCGCCUGGCAAGCUGAGCCCUCCCUGCACUGAUUGCUUUGAAGCAGCCAACUGGCACCUUCCCCCAAGGUCUUUGAGGUUCGCCACUUCGGCUCCUGCUGCAAAUAACUUGCAUGUUGGGGAGGCGGGGGCUGCUGGACCCUUCCGGGUGGGAUACAGGAGGGCCUGGCUUUGCUGAGAGUAGCUUGACACAGCCUGUAGGGAGCAGUGCUCAAGUCCUGUGAUCAGCAAUCCUACUGACAGCAUGUGGAAGGUGCAGAGUCAGGGUCCCAGGCUCUGGGACAGAGGUCAGAAUCUGGUCUUUUGCACUACUGAUACCAAGAGUGACUCUCACAGUGGUACUUUAUCUUUGGUGUGUAUAUGUUGACCAAACCCAGCCUCUGUCUGCAUCUAAACGGUUAUAUGUUAGUCUGCAAUUACCCAACCACCUUUUGUGGUCUUUGUUUUCACAGGCCUUUGACCACAUUCUUUCAGCUAUUGAAGAUAUAUCUGGUCAAAUAGGACAUAAUUACCUGAGAGACAAGUAAGUGGAGUCAGGCACCUUUGUGUUACGAGAAUGGAACAGUUUGACGAAUGGAAAAGGUGGACUAAAAUAGCAUGAUAGGAUAGCCUGACAUCUGGUCAUCUGCUAAUCAAACUAAUAUUUGGCGAUACAGGUCAAUGCUGAGAAACGGCACAUGGGAAAACCCUUUCUCGUAAGCUUUGGAAUUUCUGGAAUUCUUCCCACUCUUUUGACAUCAGAGUUACAGCUCUUUGCAUUAACUGUGCCAGUUUAAAACAAUUCCAAAAUUUCCAUAUCUUAAUCCCCUUCUUAUGGGUGCCAAAUACUUAUUUUCUUAGUUUGCAUUUUACUCUCCAUGGAAAGGCAAACUUGUGAGGCCAUUAAAACCAUGAUUUGAUUUGAUUUGUACCCUGCCCAUCUGACUGGGUUGACCCAGCCCCUCUGGGCUUAACUCGACAAGCUUCUCUUAACAUCGUAUGCCUUGGCAAAAUAACUUGGAAGGUCUCCCUUGCUGUUUACCUUGAACACUUCUUCCAUAGCCUUCCGGUAUCAUAGUGGGGUCCAAGAGAGGGAGGGACGUGCCUCCCCAGUUCAGGGUGACAGCCAGGCCCAACUGCUCACUAUUGCGGCCCCUGGUCUGGCUGGGCGGUUGAGUGUAUCUGUCCUGAACAGCAGACAGCACGACUGCCCCCCCUUCAUUGGAAGGAAGGGGAUGUGGGACAUUGGGGGCAGCAUUAAAGAACAUGCAGGUUGCAGUGAAAAGCUGAACAUCAGGUGGGCUGGUGUUGGGAACCAGUGCUGCAGGGACCUGCUACAGGUGGCACUGGGAGGGCGGACAGAUGAGGGCAGGAACUGGUGCAGAAAGUGUUGCUUGUUUGUUUUAUAAGUGUUGGCCCUAAAAGGGAAUGGCAGUAUUUGGGGCUGCAUUUAAGGUAGUAAAAAGUAUUAGAUCUUCUGAGGUAAGAGGUUAGCUCCCUGCUUCAGAAAAGGGGUACAGAGGGGAACACUAGCCUUACCUCCCGACAGUGAUUCAUCUAUUUAUUUAUUUUUCAAAAAAGUGAAAUUUUCCCUUUGGUGAUUUGGCUACAGGAUUCUCUGACCUGACUGUACAUUGUGUGCCCCCCCCAAAAACGCCCCAUUUCCUCUAAAUUACCCAUUUUGAGCCCAAUCACAAAAAAAGAAUUGGAUGUCUUCAAGUUAUAUUGUUAUUGUCUCCACACCAUGGGAUGGGGUGCCAACCUUGAUUACCUAAUGCUAAAUGUGCCCCAUUUAAUUAAUAGCUGCUACAUAUGCUGUGUUUGAAUCAUCAGGUGGACUAAUUUCGACAGGCAAGUCCUCAGCAAAGUACUGAUGAGAAGGUCUGCUCAGAAAAGUAGAGACCGAAUUGUUAAAGUUUUCCGUGAGCUCAACUUGAAGGAUGCCAUUAGCUACGUGGCUGAGGUAAUUCUAAAUAUAUUUCACGAUGAAACAUGUCUAUUUUAGGUUUGUUUCUGCCUUUUGGUAAUAUAUUAGCACUUUAGCAUACAUAAUCAGGCCCAAGUUAAGCAUUUUUCAUCCCAUUCAUUUCAAGGAUAAUUAUAAGUCUGUUGAACUCUCUUCUGUUGUAAUGAAUGGGAUCUAAGGUUAUAUCUGUAAUCUUGGAGAUAAUACAGAGAUCAUAGUAAAUCUAUUUCAUUGGCACAAGCAACAUAAGAGUCAACAGGUUUAGGAACAAAAGAUUACGGUUCAUAGCACUAUGUGAUGAUUUUUGGUCAGAUGUGUAUUGUUUGGUUCUCCAAACUUUAACUCUUUGUAUGGCUGGAUCUUAAAGUCCAUCACUUCUGAAGAAUCCACUUCAGUACCUGCCUUGAUACUUGGAGCAGAGGUGGUCUUAUUUCAGGUUUGUGGAGUAUACUUUAUUAUUACCAGCCAGUGGCAGAUGCACACAAAGUUGUGUCUUCAGAAGCCAGUAACCUACCUCAACCUAUGAGCCAUACUCUAAAAUAUCAUUCAUUGCUUAAAUACAAAACUACAUCUGAAUUGCUACAGCUAAGAGAUUAUAAUACAAUAUUCUAAAACUAGCCUCUGAAACACUCAGAUUUUACAGAUGAAGAACCCUGGGGCUGUGAGAUAAUCCAUUAUUCCAUUAGUCAGAUACAGUGGUGCCUCGCAAGACGAAAUUAAUCCGUUCCGCCAGUCUCUUCGUCUUGCGGUUUUUUUCGUCUUGCGAAGCACGGCUAUUAGCGGCUUAGCGGCUUAGCGGCUAUUAACGGCUUAGCGGCUUAAAGAAAAAGGAAACAAACUCGCAAGAACUCGCAAGACGUUUCGUCUUGCGAAGCAAGCUCAUAGGGAAAUUCGUCUUGCAGAACGACUCAAAAAACGGAAAACUCUUUCGUCUAGCGACUUUUUCGUCUUGCGAGGCAUUCGUCUUGCGAGGUACCACUGUAAGCAGAUAGUAUAAGGCCAGCGGUGGCACAGAUUGAUUGUUGCUUUUACUUGCUGCCUUUAAACUAAGGGGAGUCAGAAUCCUUGCCAAUCUAUUGUAAACUGAUCAGAGAUCAAGUAGAUCCCAGUCUACAUCCUGCAAACCUCCAGUGUACAUAAUCUACCGGGACUUGUUCUAGUUAGCGAAAACAUUUCUCCAGAGGUAUGAAUAUUAUUUGUUAUUGCUUUUAGCUCAGAGAAACCAUAUGAAACUAUUUCCAUGUUUUCAUGAUGCUUCUUGUUGCUCCAGUAGCUCAAGAGCCAUAGUAAAAAAUAAAACUUGCUCUCUACUUGAAAGCCCCAUAGUCCCAUGUGUGUGAGUGUGUAUGUUGUAUUCUUUGUUGAACAGGGAGAGCGAAGAGGUUCUCUGGCAUUUAUCCGCUCAGCAAGUAUUGACAACACGGCCAAUGUGGAUUUCAGCAUUAUUAAUCAAAUGAAUGGAGAGCCCUCUGUUUCCCAGUUGCUGUAAGUAAGGCUGCAAGUUUUGCCUCGUACUUUAUGAAUCCAGUUUUAUUUCUGCCAAUAGCUCAAAAGCUAAUGCAUCACAAGUCCAGUAGGGAAAGAAAUGUGAAAAGGUACCUUUUGGGUACAGUCCAGCCAGAAUUAAGUACUUAAAGUCCCAGUGCUUUUAAUGUGACAGAUUCCGUAAAGCACUUAACUCUCCCAUUGAGAUUGAUGGGACUGGGAAGUGGUUGACUUGGCUUUCCUGCUUCUAUUUAUUUGAUUUGUAGCCCACCCUAUUCCAUGGGCUCAGAGCAGCUUAUAGCAGUCUUUCUGAAUGUCAAUAGUUAGGUCCCCAGGGGUUUGCAAUCUAAAGGAGUUAUGCAGCACAAUCCUAUGUAUGUCUACUCCCACUGUGUUUAAUGGAGCUUACUGCUCAGUAUGUUUAGCACUGCAGCAUUUUGAGGCAUAUCUACUCAGGAACUAGUCCCGUUGUUUUCAAGGGGCUUACUCUCAGGUAAAUUGUGGUGUAUUAGAAUAUAGCCUACAGGUGUGGGAUUGCUUGUUUGAACCCUCAUGCAAGAAAUUCCUUCCUGCCCAUGUGCUGCUGGUUUUCUAUAUAUGAACAAUUUCUGGGAUGGGGACCAUUCAAACAUACCUUAGUUAGACCAACACUGUUCUGCUGUCUUCCAACUUUGUGGUUGCAGUAAGAAACUAGGAGCCUGCCUACACACCCUUAGGACAAUUGCUCACGUUCCACAUGUAUUCCUUUCUGGUGAACAGAAAGUGCCAAGUCCAGGUGUGUGUGCUCAGUGUAACAAGGAGCCACCAGGAGCUUGUCCCUCUCUAGCUUCCUCUGAGAGAUGGACGCUCCCUGCAAAGGCCACUUCUAAACUGACCACAGAUUAGUAUCAAAGAAUUGUUUCGUGUGGAUUCAAUUAUGUCUGUGUUUUAAUGUUUCUAGAUUCGCUGGUUUUGUUGUUUGUUGAACAGAAAGCAAUAGAGAGACGAGGGAGGAAAGGAGGGAGAAUGGAAGAAUGAAUAUUUAUCUGUCUAUUUUGCUUUAGGAGAGAAACUGCCAGUUCUGUGUGUCUUGAUAUGCAAGCCCUGGAGCAGAGAAGAAAAAGCAUCCGAGAUGCAGAGGAUAUGUUCACCCACCACACUCUACAACAGUAUUUGUACAAGCCCAGGCAAGAGGUGAGACCUUAAGAACACCCCAGUGCCAGAAUAGGAGACUCUAACAAUACAAUAUUUGGAUAUUCUGGGAGAAAUAGAAUAGAAGCAAAAUGGACCUUUGUCUCUCAUUAUGAGUAGCUGUAGCUCACAGCAAGAGCUGUUCUAUAAUUCUGCAACCAGGAAGUAGCUCUUCUGCCAUGGGCAAGAGCAUGAACAUCCUCUUGUGAAACCAAGAGCAUGAGAAGUGCUAUAAACCCCACCAGUUAUAGCAUUCCAUGUACUCUUUUUCAGAAUGGUUUGCAGGACAGCAUUAGCUGCUAUAUUUCUUCUGCUCGUGGCUCUUUGGAUCCAAACCUGAGAGCCAUUUUGGAUGAUCCAACUCUCCUAAGUCUCAUUAUAAGUGGGAACAUGUGUAUUUUGCGUUGGAGGGAGAUGCAUGUGCCCACCUUUCCCUGGUUUCAGAUGAGACCUGGAAGCUUGGGAGAGGAGGCAGAAGUCUCUCACACUUCCUCUCUCAACUCUGCUUUGAAAUCUCCAAAGCAGCUCUGGGGUGGAGGUUGCAAAGUGCCCCCACCUGUGUUCUUCUUUGGGAUUUAUUUUGUACAGUACAUACAGACUCGGGGGGUGGGUGUGUCCAACUUUCUGGUCGCUGUUGGAUUCCCAGCUCCAAUCAGCUUCAACCCAGUGGCAGAAUGGAGGUAAACAGUGCCCGGUUGGGCGUGUGGGGUGCACCCCCAAAGGGGGCAGGGCACGAAGGGAGCCCGCUGUGGCACCCAUGCAGGGGUGCACUUGUGCGCCCCAGUCCAGGAGAGUGGGUGGCAAUGCUCCUCUCGCCGCUGGGCUGGCUGUGAAGAAGCAGAAGCUUCCUUGCUCUUCACAGCCUCUCUCCACCCCCAAGUCUGCCUUCACCCAGGGAAGGGGGAGCCUCGGCUGGGUGCAACAGGCGGGGGCAGGACACUUGGAGGGUGAUCUUCACCCUCCAUGCUCUCCCGCCCCUGCCGCCGGCAGGGCAUGAGGAGGAGGGGGAUCUCAGGCAGAUGCCUGGUUCGCCCCCCCAUUGUGCGCCCAGGGCUACAGCCCCCAUGGCCCCACUGUUUCAGCCAGCAUGGCCAAUGGUUAGGGGUGAUCCAGCUUGUAUGUACUGCACCAAUAUGUGAAUGGCCUCAGAUUCCCCAUUGCUGCUGUCACACCAUGAAUACUGGGGGCUUUCCCCUCUCUUUUAGGAAUUUGAGUGGUCCUCUUGUUUGGGGGGGCAGGGAGAGGUACUUGGUUGUUUUCCAUAAUCCCAACUGGUUCAGACAUUCAUAGAAUUGUAGAGUUGAAAGGACUCCUGAGGGUCAUCUAUGUCCAGCCCCUGCAGUGCAGGACUCCUGACCACAGCCUUGAAGCACCAACCUUCUGGUUUGGUAAAGAGCUUUUGUUUGAACUCUCUCUAUAGUUUUAUGCCUCAAGUCCAGGUGCAGUGGGGAGGAGCAGCAAGGGAUCAGAAACAGGCAUUAAGGGGCAAGGAUUUGUAUCUGGGUGCUUGUUCUACACACAUCCAUUUUGGCCUUCUGAUCAUUCUUGUUGUCUUGCCAACAGCACAAGCAUGUGUACAGCCGCCAUGAACUAUCCACCAACGAAGACGAUAAGCAAAACAAAGAGAUUUUCCACAGGACCAUGAGGAGGCGCCUGGAGUCGUUCAAGAGCACCAAACUAGGCAUGAGCCACCCUAAGAAGAACAAAAUUCACAAGAGAGACCGAGGCCAAAAAAGAGUAAGAGCAGAGCAGUUGAGAUUGCCUCACUAACGCAGGGGGAGGGAACGUGGAGGCCAGGUGCCCAUGCCCUCGUAGGGGUGCCAGGUCUCUGGUGGGUCAAACGCUUUAUUAAUUUAGAAUAUUUAUAACCCACCCCCAGUUUCUCGCACAGCAGCUUGCAAAAGGUUUUCACAGUGAAAUCACAUUCUAUUCUAGCCAUGUGUCCCUGUGGUGCCAGGGUUACCCAGGCAGCGUUUCUUGCCCUCAUCCUUUGUUUCCCCCCUGGCUGCUGCCAGCCAGGUAGCAGCUCCCAUCAAAGUCCUCUGAGGCAGGAGGGUGGGGGACCAAGCCGGUGGGACGCACUUGCUGGCGUAAGAGGCAGUGAACAAGGAGGAGCUUUCUGCAGCCCCUUGGAGUUGUGUGAUUGUUUUCAAACAUUAAAUAGCAGAUAUGAGGGAAGGCUUUCAGGACUCGGCCACAACAUGCAGCGAGAGGUGUUGAAGCCUUUGCACCAUGGUCCUAAGAUGCACAGACAGAGAGCUGCUUUCUGGCACAGGAGUCAAGCUUCCUUGGCCUGGAUGGAAUCCCUUCCAUCCCAUGCCAAACAGCAGUGAAUCAUAGAAUCAUAGAGUUGGAAGAGACCACAAGGGCCAUCGAGUCCAACCCCCUGCCAAGCAGGAAACACCAUCAGAGCACUCCUGACAUAUGGUUGUCAAGCCUCUGCUUAAAGACCUCCAAAGAAGGAGACUCCACCACACUCCUUGGCAGCAAAUUCCACUGUCGAACAGCUCUUACUGUCAGGAAGUUCUUCCUAAUGUUUAGGUGGAAUCUAAACAUUGUGGGGGAAUCUAAACAGUGGGGGGAUUUUGUGUUGGGGUUGCAGCAACAUGGAGAGAGGGGAGGUUUUAAACCCCUCCUGGGCACAGUCCCAGCCCUGUGUGUCUCACACAGACACACACCACACCUGCUAUUUUUUAAUUGGAAAAACAAACGUGCAACAUCAAGUGACAUAUAUAAUGUCACACAUAAUUUGGGUCUGAGACAGGCAGGAUGGGGCAGAGCCUGGGAGAUUGUGUUGACUUUAAAAAAAGAAGUAAUCUCAAUUCUCUCCUUCUACUUGGCUUGCUUUGGUGUGGUUUGUUUUUGCCUUGAUUUUUUCCCUUCCUUAAAAAAACAUUUUGCUGCUGUAUAUUUUAUUUAUUUAGUUGUUUUUGUUUGUUUUUGUUUUGGUGUGUUUUAAUAGUGUGUUGUGAGUUUUCUUUUAAAUGGAAAGGUGGGGUAUAAAUACUUUUAUAAAAUAAACAAACAAACAAAUCAUUCUGCAGUUCAGGAUUAUUGCCCUCUUUUCCAUUGGCCUUUGCCUCACUUUACUACUCUUUUCAAAUCAUUUCACUUUAUUUGUCUCUGUCGUUCUGAAACGAUCUUUUGAGUUCUUUGCAAAAUUACACAUGUGGACUCGUGUAUGCUGAAUUUUCUGGAUGUAAAGCUACAACUUUGCCAAAAGGAAAAACUUGUAAGAACAAAUGUUUUCCAGCCGUGAAGGAGAAGUGGCUGGAAAAUGAGCUGGGAGAGCCACUGUGCUAAACUGCUUCCGCACCAUGCAUGCAAUAUGCUGGUACCUCUUUGAAGCUGCCCAGCCAUCUUUAUGUUAUGGGGUUCCACAAAAAUGCUGCAAGUAAUGAAGUUAAUAAGUAGAUGGGGACUUGAUUUUGCCAGAAGUCAGUGGCAUGCAGACUGUGCCCCUUCCUUGUGCAAGAGCCUGCAGAGACCAUGAAAUGCUGGUGAUCCAAACAGAAUCAGCUUCAACUUUGCAACUCCAACCCUUUCUCCAGCUUUUUAGACGUUGGUGGGGAAUUGGAUCUGGCCGGCAGGCCAAAUCCUGACCCUUCCCCAGCCCCGCCACUUGGAAUCUAAAGUGCGCCUGCAAAAGGGCCGCUUCAAAGGGGCUCACUGUUGCUGUGGGUCAGCUGACUGGCCUGGACAGCAAGCCCCCCUGCAGUGGUCCCCCAACAUCAUAACAGUAACAGGCGAGGGAGAGGUGGGUGGCCCUGCCCAUCUGCCAGAGUGGCCCACAGCAGUGGGGGAGGCCAGGAUCUGAUCUGUUGGUUUGAUCCAGUUUCCCAUCUCCUUAUCUAAAAAGCUCGCAGGAGGAGGGGGAUAGAUCCAGUGAUGGCAAAAGCCUGCCAUCUCUGCCAGUUAUGGAGAGCUUAGCCUUGCCAUGCUGGAGCCAGUAAUCCAUGGUGAGGAACUAUUAGGACCCUUAGGGUGGCUAAUUUCUUGGUGGGUCCUCCCACAGUGGAACUCAGGAGUUCUGCCGCGUAAGGAAUCAACUGCUUCUGCAGCAAGGAGGCGAGAAACAACAAGUCCAGCAUUUCCAAUGAUAGAGAGUUAGGGUUGUUUUUUUCACUCACAGUACAUUUCCAACCUGAUUGGUGUUACUAAGAGAUCUGUGGAAAGACCAACAGAAGAUAUGAUCACUGAGUACUGCUGCUGACUUAGUGGAGCUUUAGGCUGAUGCAUAACUGAGAUUUUGAAAGACUUUGUUUGGGAGCUGGAGCCACGUUCUCUGCACCUACAGGAUGUGCGUUGUUUUCAUCAUCACCAUUGACAUGAAUUUAUUAAUCACCACCUGUGCAAUUGUCUCAAGGUAUAAUAAAAACUUUAUGGCUGCAGCUGCAAUCCUAUACACGCUGUCCAAGGGGAAGUAGCACUGAGAUCAGUGGGACCACCUCUGAAUAAACAUGCCUGGGACUAGGAAUUAUGCUUAUCUGUAGUAAUGCCCCCUUUUGAUGGCAAUGGUGAUUAUGGUUUCAGAGUUUCUUGCACUUUCCAUUGAUGGCCAAGCUGUGUCUCAGAAUGGGGAUGGUGACCUCUGCUGGCCUGAGCAGCAGUUAACAGAUGAAAUGAGCCUUGGCUCUUAUUUUUCGGUGAACAGUGACAACCCUCUGCACCUGGAUUCUCCCACGGUCUCACUUGAUAAAAGUUGAUAAGAUUUCAUGAAUGCCAACACAAUUAUAUAACUUGCAGCUAAGACUAGUUCUAGGUAGACACUGGCAGGCACCAGCUCUACAACCGAUAAAGCAAGCACCCCAAACUCGACCCUCCAGCUGUUUUGGGACUACAAUUCCCAUCAUCCCUGACCACUGGUGCUGUUAGCUAGGGCUGAUGGGAGUUGCAGUCCCAAAACAGCUGGAGGGCCGAGUUUGGGGAUGCCUGCGAUAAAGGAAUGGCUUCAAAGUGCACCCAUGGGCAAGGUGGCAAGCACUACCAGAAGACAACAUGGACCUGGUUUGCAUGGCACAGCAGGCCAGUCUAUGGCACACGGAGACUGCUUGAAGGUGUGGGCUCCCUGAGAGGAGCUCACAGCCGCGUUGCUUCCUCUUCCCUUUUUACUAGAGCUGAGCCAGGGUUUGGCCUGCGGUCAAGCUCUCCGCACUAACUGCCAGACCUGGGCAAACCCAAGUGUCAUGCAAGCCAGGUCAUUCAGCUCUGUUGCUGGAGAAAUGGGCUCCAUUUAUUGGAUCCUGGAGCAAUCAAUGUAAUUUUGAUUACACAAAUUGAAAAUAGGUGAGAGCUCCUUAUACAAUGGAAACACAGAAAAGGUGUAGUGCAAGGCGCUUCACAAGGCUUUUCUGCUAUGUGACACAUGGAAACUCACUUUUUAUUUCACCACUGGAAUAUUUGGGCCCGCAAAAAGAUUCCAAACUUCUUCUGCUUGUAUAUGCUAUGUACCAAAAUGUGUGUGUCAUUUUGCUUGUUUAUUUCAGAGAAAUAGCAAUGUCAUUCCAAAUGGUAAUCUCUCUUCGGAAGCCAUAAAGGAAAAAGGUAAAUGUGCUGUUAAAUUGCUAAUACCUUGACUCCCAUUUGCAAAUAUAUUUGGGUUUGUAUCUUGUUGUAAUUGUCUGAAGUAGAGGUUCUCAAACUAUCUUCCCCCAGGCCCACUUGAGAUGGUCAAAAAUUACUGAGGCCGAACCAUGGCAAUGCAGAGUUGGCCCCAGACACAAAAUGGGGGCAGUGUUUGGCAUCAUCAGCUGGCAACCAUUGGCAUCAUUUGAUUCUGGAAAUUUUUGCCACAACAAGUUUUUUGUGGCAGGGAAUUCUGUAGUUCAGCUUUCCUCAAACUAAGGAUAGACCAUUAACUGAUUCAGACUCUCCACUUUAGAUAGAAUUUGCUCAUCCAGAGCUCUUAACUAGAGAAGGAUUUUCAUUUUUUAUGUUCCCCUCUUUCCCCAUAAAUCUCUUAAAAGUAUUUUUAUUCAUCUCCUAUUAUUUCCACACACCCCGUCACAUCUAACUUGCAUCUUAUUCCCCGUCUCCCCCAGAAUUCCCGGUUUCUUUUAUCCCUCCUCCCUGCUCCUUUUUAUAUUCACUUCUUCUUGUGUAAGUCUCCCUUUCUUAUCCCCUCCCUCUCUAUUUGCAGUUUAUCACUUGCAGAGCCAGUGUGGUGUAGUGGUUAAGUCUCGUAAUCUGGUGAACCGGGUUCGAUUCCCUGCUCCUCCACGUGCAGCUGCUGGGUGACCUUGGGCCAGUCACACUUCUCUGAAGUCUCUCAGCCCCACUCACCUCACAGAGUGUUUGUUGUGGGGGAGGAAGGGAAAGGAGAAUGUCAGCCGCUUUGAGACUCUUUAAAGGGAGUGAAAGGCGGGAUAUCAAAUCCAAACUCUUCUUCUUCAUCAUCAUCAUGAUAAUUUAAAGCAUUAGUUUCCUUCAGUGCCCCUCCCAGUCCCCCCUGACCACCCUGACUCAGUUUCCUCUUCUCUCCCACUCAUCCUCCUGUGGGUGCCCUCCUGCCCACCAGCUCUGCAGCACCAGGAGGCCCUGCCCAAGGCCAGGUGGGCCUUCUGAGGUGGAGCAGGGGGCCAUUGCCUUGGAAUGAGUCAGGGGAGGCUUCCAGGCUCUGUAGGAGACUGGUGGGGAAGCAAAGGGGAUUGGAGUGUGGGCAUGUCCAUGAAGCAGAGGAACAAGAUGGUGUGUCAGCAACCCUGGGUGCUUCUCCCUCGAGUCUCUCCAUUCCUCUUGCCUCAUUCCUUCCUGUUGUCCCUCUGUUCUUACAUUCAGCCAGCCCCUCUGUUCAUCCACUGCCUAUCUCCCCUUUUUAUUUCUUUCCCUCCUGAAUAGUGCUUUGUUCUGUAACCUCCUCUUGCCCCCAUGUAUGCCUUUGGCUUACUUCUCUCAGACACGCUAUGAGCUGCAAACCAUAACAUAGGGUUGCGGUUGCCAUAUUUCAAAGAAACCAGGAAACUACCGAAAUUGUUGAACUUUUUUUUAGACAAACCCCCAAAAUGUGGUUGUGACUUGCCGUAGAUCCAGGACAAAGCGCCACCUUUCAGAAAUUCCCUCCAGACAUCAAUUCUGACUUUGAAAUCCUGGCAAUGUCUGGCAUUUCCCAGACGUGUGGCAGCCCUGAGCUCUGUCUGGAGAAAGCUAAAUCAAGAGUCCAGAUUCAGACAACACACUCAGGGCAGCAGCAGAAGGCCCAGAAGAGCCAAGCAGAUAUUGCCUCUUCCCUGAGAGCACACACAGUUGAGGCUUGCGCUAAGCCAUUGGAUUAACAUUACGUGCAAACCAAGCCAAGGUUAGCAGUUUAAAAUAAUAAAUAAAUAAAUAAAUAAAUAAAUAAAUAAAUAAAUAUUCUAUAAUGCCCUUCAUCCGAGGAUCACAGGGUAGUUUACAAUAUAAAAACACAAAAAAAUAUAACAUAGUAACAAACAAAAACAACAUCCCCCCAUAGAUUGUUUAAUUAGCCAAACUUCCAGCAGUGAGUGAGGGUUGUUUUUUUUUUAAAAAAAUGCCUCAGUUUGCACUACUGUAUAAGACUGUACUGUAAAUUAAUAUUGUUUUCUUCCAGAAAUUGAGUUUUCUGAACCAGAGGAGAAUGAUUAUGACAAUCUACAGACAGGGAGAGCAAUAGAAUUCCUUGCUAAUGUCACCAAGCAGAACUUCACAGAUACAAGUGGUAAGCAUAUGAAUGGCGCGAUUUCACCUCUGCAAUAUUAUAAAAGCAUAUCUUGAUUUUUAUCAUGAUGCUAUCUAACAUAAGUAACUAUAGUUAUAACAACAGACUGAGGAUUAAGGACACCAUAACUGGUGUUAAAUUAAGAAUUUGCACAGAUUCAAAAUCUGAUUAAUUUCCUAAAUCUGAAAUCCAAUUCAAAUGCAGUCUGAUUGCUUAAAACCCUGCAAAAAAUGUCACACACAUUAAAGGGUUUAAAUUCAUCAUGAAAUUGCAAAAUUGUGCAGUACAGUUACAAUGCAGAACUAUUUUUUUCAGUAAUCACUUUCAACUCUGUCCCUGGGAUGAUGAAAUAGUGCUUCAGGUUAUAAUGGAGAGAGAAAUAUUACAGAGUGGUAGCAAAAUUUUUAUGUGGGUUUAUCACGAAGUUCUGUGUUGUUAAGAGAGGUGGUGAACUCUCCUUCCUUGGAGGUUUUUAAGCACAGGUUGGAUGGCCAUUGUCAUGUAUGAUCUAGUUGAGAUUCCUGCAUUGCAGGGGGUUGGAAUAGAUGACCCUCGGGGUCCCUUCCAUCUCUACAAUACCAUGAUUCUGUGAUCAUUCUAUGUGGUCUGUUAGUAACCUCCAUGAAUGGGACUCUGAAUGAAAAGUAUCCUUGGCAUAUUGCGAUGCAGUAGAUAUAAUAUUGUCCUACAGAGGAAAGGGGUCAAGGAAGCUGGGAGCUUUGCUCUUUGCAAUAAGGGAGAUCUCAGUUCGUUAAGCUACAUGAAGAUGAACCACCUCUGCAAUCAGCCCAACACAAUUCUGUGUUCCUAGCCAAUUGGGUGGAGAUUGUUGCAUGCCAGUGAACUUAUUGCCUGUUUACUUAACAAUUGAAUUUGUCACUCCCUGACUUUUUAUAGGCAUUGAUAAUCCAGUAUUUUCAGCUGAUAUCGAACAAAACUCCACCAUGAGGUUUUCGCCUUGGCUCUCUGGAGAAGAGAUGGUGGUGCCAUCCCAACGGGCCAGAGUGCAGAUACCUUAUUCUCCAAACAACUUCCAGCGGAUUGCUCCCAUUCGACUCAGCAAUAGAUCUGUAGACUCCUUUUUGCAAGUAGAUGGUGCUGAAGAGCGGUCUCGAAGUUUCCUCCCAGAAUCAACACACAUGUAA
This is a messenger RNA of Podarcis lilfordi (Lilford's wall lizard), 28440 nucleotides long. The record is from the annotation of a GenBank genome assembly. NCBI's taxonomy places the organism in Eukaryota, Metazoa, Chordata, Lepidosauria, Squamata, Lacertidae.